CACAGGGACAGAGAGACACCGGGAUACGGGGACAGGGAGACACGGGGACAGGGAGACACUGAGACGCGGGGGACAGGGAGACACGGGGACAGGGAGACACGGGGACAGAGAGACAGCGAGACACGUGGACAAGGAGACGGAGACUCGCCUGCCUCGCGAUGGGACCUCGCACCGCGUGGAUGUUCGUCUUGUACGGCUCCUGCUCGCUUCUUACCUUCACCGCAGGGCAGGAUCUGAGCUCGUGUUGCGCCUCGGGGAGAAUGCGCGCGGCUGGCGAGGGGCAAUGCUCGCAGGACGCGAGAGGAACCGCGGGUGCUGAGGACAACCCGUGCAGCGUCACGACGUUGCUGUGCUGCCUGGCCUCUGUGCGGAGAGCGGCGUGCGAGCUCGGGAUGGAGCUGGCGACACGCGGCGGCGAGACGUGCAAUGCCAGCGAAGGUUGCCAGUCCUGCUGCAGCUGCUGCCGCCUGGGCAAGCAGGCCCAAAGCCUGGGCCUGGCUUGCGCGGCCCUGCCCGGCCUGGGCUCGCUGUGCGGGCAGGCGUUCGAGGCGUGCUGCCGUGGUGGGGACCGCCUGCCCCCCGUGCGGUUCGACGAACCGACCGUGGAGGGUGGGAGCCGCGUCGCCGUGCCAACCAGGGCCCCAUCGCCGGGGCUCACCGCGCUGCGGACUGCCGCCCCCCUGCAAGAGAACGGACGCAGAGUGGAGCAGGAAAGCCGCUCGGGGGAUGUCGUGCGGCUGCCCUUGGACCCAUGCAAAGGGUCCGCCCGCUGCGACCACAAGUGCGAGGACGUGCGCGGGGCGGCCGUCUGCUCGUGCCUCCCGGGGUUCCAGCUGCAGGCCGACGCCAGGGCCUGCGCGGAUGUGAACGAGUGUGCGGCGGUGCCAGCGCCGUGCCCGCAGGACCACCGCUGCGUGAACACGCUGGGCUCCUUCGCCUGCCAGCAGGACAGCGCCACUUGCGGGCGGGGAUUCCGCGCCAGCCCCGACGGCUCCCAGUGCCUCGACGUGGAUGAGUGCUCGGGGGGGCCUCCCCGCCCGUGCGGCCCCACGCGCCUCUGCGUUAACACGGCCGGCGGCUUCCGCUGCGACUGCUUGCCGGGGUUCGCCUACGAAGGCAUCGGCGGGCUGUGCGUCGAUGUGAAUGAGUGCAGGCAGUACCCUGGACGCCUCUGCGCGCACACCUGUGAGAACACCCCAGGAUCCUACUACUGCACCUGCAGCCUGGGUUUCCGAUUGGCUGCCGAUGGGAGGAGUUGUGAAGACGUGAAUGAGUGCGAGGGCAACCCAUGCUCGCAGGAGUGUGCCAACGUGUACGGCUCGUACCAGUGCUACUGCCGCCGCGGAUUCCGUCCCAGCGAGAGCAACCCCAGGGCAUGUGAAGACAUUGACGAGUGCACGCUGUUCUCCGGCGGGAACCUGUGCACCCAUCGCUGCCUCAACUCAAUCGGCAGCUUCCAAUGCACCUGCCCCGAGCCGGGCUACACCGUGAUCAACGGAGGCCGCGGCUGCCAAGACAUCGACGAGUGUGCCACGCGCAGGCACGACUGCUCGGCCACAGAGACGUGCUUCAACGUGCAGGGCGGAUUCCGCUGCCUGUCCUUCCGGUGCCCCCCCAACUACCGCCACAUGGGCGAGAGGGCGGACCCCCGCAAGACCGAGUCUCUCCGCUGCCUGAAGCUGGACUGCGCCGUGACGGACGGCGCCUGCUGGACCGACCCCGUGAGCGCCAUUUCCUUCACCUUCAUCUCGCUGCCGGCGUACCCCGACCUGCAGGCGCCAGAAGGUGUGAUUUACCUGCGGGUGGCGUCCCCCGCCAUCCCCACGGCGACGGGGCUGGACGUGUCGUUCCGCAUCACGGAGGGGAACGAGUUGGGGCUGUUCGACGUCAUCAAGACGGAGGAAAACGGCGUCUCUACGGGCAAGGUGCGGCUCCUGCGCUCCGUGACGGGGCCCGUGUCCACCGUGCUGCGCCUGGAGAUGGACUACCAGCGGGGCAGGGCGCUGUCGCACCGCAACGUGGUCUACGCGCAUGUCUACCUCUCCCCCUACUGGUUCUGAGGUCCCGGGGUGCGGCGAUCGCCAUCCCACCCGCCCCACCGUCCCACCUCCCCCUCGACGAUGGUGAUGAUGAUCCGUAAUACAGUAAAACCUUGGAUUGCGAGCGAAUUGGUCUGCGAGUGUUUUGCAAGACGAGCAAUUUUUUAAAAAUAAAUAUUAAUUUGAUAAACGAGCGAGGUCUUGCAAUACGAGUAGUACGUGCUUUGGAUUACAAACACGUUUCCGGAAAGAAUUAUGCUCGCAAUCCAAGGUUUUACUGUUGAGGUUUUUUUCUGGUUAGAUCGUUGUAAAUAUAAGUGUGUCAUGAAACCCGCCACCACCGGGCACAGGCAAUUGGUAAGGUUUGUCACGUAAACAGAACCUGCAAAUUGGUUACUAGUUCAGCACACCGGUGUGUUGGAGAGUAAACCCACAUUUACAAUUCGAGUACCACGGCGUUUCGUGAUGAUGUCGAACAGAGGGACAGCGAUGAUAUUAACCCUUUCCCCUUCUGAGACAUCUGCAAGUUUGUCGGGUGGGCGUCCCGUUUACCGCUGAAUCUUAGAGCACGCAAGCGGCUCAGCGUUGAUUCUAUUUAGAGAGGCGUAGCGCCGUUCUUUUUUAAAGACAUUGUACUCACCGCAGAGAAGUGUAGCGACACGGCCGCAACUCUAUGAUAGUUGGCGUCAGACUGCGCUACACGCCCUCCCGCGUGGCCUUGUCGGAGCCUCGGUACCGAUAAAGUUAAUUGAUUUUUUCUUCCGGUUUCGUUUUGAUGAUGCACAUGUACGUCAUCGGAACGAAACCAGAAAAGCUAAUGACAUAAAACUACAAUGAUUUUAAAUUGGACGUUUAAAUAUACAUUCGCUUGUUGUGUAUGUACGUAUGUUGAACUUCUCUCCUACCGCACGUAGCCAACUGUGCUAGUCAGAGGUGCUGCAGGGGGAGAACAACAAACACGAGGAGUCGGCCUCAAUGAGACUGGGGAUGACACCGAUGGUUGGAGUCGGGACAUUGGCGGCGACCUAGCGUGGAAAAUAUUUGAGGGUGCAAAACAUUCAUUGGUCAGAGGACGAUACGCCCCCGUUGCGCGGAACUGCUCCGCGUACGAUAGGCAAGUUUCCUUACCCUGCUCUGUCGAGCCAACGGUAUAAACGGGUUCUCCCGCGGUCAGUCGCUCGGUAGGCCACGCGCGGUGCGGUAAAGCGUGGCUUCUCCCACCUACUCCAAGACAUCGCUGCCAACCAAGAAGAGUAGGCCAGUAACACCCCCGUAGAAUCAAGAAGUUGCUCCCCUCCAGUUACGAAAGGCCAUUCCGUGGGCGGGUGGCGUAAGUGUGCAGUUUCAGGGCUGCGCCUCUAUCCUUUAAAUGUUCCCCUUCCACCCCUACGCGCCCCCCCCUGCCACCGACCAUACCUGUGUGCCAGCCCGGGACGGGGUGUGAACUGUUACCGCUGAGGCUUGGCCGUAACAAUUUCCGCCGCUAAGUUUUCGGCGAUGACAGCAGAGGCUGCCGGUCGUGUUGACGUGCGGCGAAAAAAUAUACAUAACCGGGGAAGGAAGGAGAAACGCCACGCUCGGAGGCCCCCCCACCCACCCCCUACUUGUGAAUAUCUCGGGCGCCAAGUGACGACGGCGUUGUUGUGACAGCUCGCUGUGGGCGAGACGACGGCGGAUUUCAAAAUAACAACGGCCCGGCGCAUAAAAACUUCGCCGAAUUUCCAAAAUACGCCGCGCGUCAAAGGGUGCAGAGCGUGUACAUCGCGAGCAUAUUUUCUGUGAUCACGGUUGCCUAGCGCGGGCCCAAAAGCCCACGAAUGCCAACUGCUCAGCAACGGAUGGAUGGUACUAUUAAACUAAACCAUUUUUUAUUUGACCAGUUGAAGGCCACUGAGCUGUUAGCUCUCGUUUUAGAGGCGACCUGGCCACGCAUGAUAGUUCACCGUAGUGACUGAUAUCAUCUCAUGUGGGAAUGUAUAGUCAUAGCCGAAUAGUAACAUAAUAAUCUAAACGCGUAUUGUUUCAAACGUGGCAGGGGGAAAAACCGGAGGUACUAGGAGAUAAAUCCACGCGACCACCACGGGGAGAGAGAGAACAAGCAGGCUCCAAAGAUACAACAGGCAUUGUCAGGGUCCAGGAUCGAACCCACGACCUGCAUGCGAGGAGAGGCGAGAUCACAUCUCAUUGUAUGUCGAAUUUCUUUCGCACCGUACGUAACCACACGUGCUAAUAGGAGGUGCGAGAAAAUGUGCCUCCCUCACAUAUUUGUGCCUCCACAGAAAAAACUUUCAAAUUGUGUACUCAUCCCAUUAGCGGACACGGCCUUCUGGAAAGUGCAUCAUCAUAAAUUCAGCAGCACUUGUUCAACACACGGAAAGUUCUGGACUAGUUUCGACCCGGCGAACAACACGUUCCUUGAAUUGAACAAGAACUUGGGAAAAGAAGGGAGUCAAGGAGGAGUGUUGUGCCCUGUGGUGCGGUGGUGGAUGAGGUGAAACGGUCCGGUAGGCCGAGUUCUCAACACAGCUGGAGGAAUCAUUUGAGUGAAGUCCAUGGGAACGGUAACCAUGGUAGUAGCUAUAGAAGCGUGACAAAGGAGCCGAACCAUAUACUAAAACUAUAUAUCCGUGUAAUUCUAACACAAUAUAAUUUACACUGCAAUUAACAAUA
Lethenteron reissneri (Far Eastern brook lamprey) is the source of this 4709-nucleotide messenger RNA. Its product is annotated as fibulin-1-like. Gene Ontology annotation, biological process: extracellular matrix organization. NCBI's taxonomy places the organism in Eukaryota, Metazoa, Chordata, Hyperoartia, Petromyzontiformes, Petromyzontidae. Gene Ontology annotation, cellular component: extracellular region. The record is from RefSeq and is a predicted model, not a curated record. Gene Ontology annotation, molecular function: calcium ion binding; peptidase activator activity.